GCGCCAUGCGUCGGGCGGUGCUGCUUUCAGGGCUUGCCGCCUUGUUCGUCGGCUCGAGCGCCGCCGCGGAAUCAUAUACACCAAAGCACGAGCUGGGCCGCUGUGCGUUUCGGGGCCAGUGUGGCAAGCAGAGUCUCUUCGGCAAGGAGCUGCCAUGCGUCGACAAUGGCCUCGCGCACGAUCCAGACGAUGACCUUCGAAAGGAGCUGGUUGAGCUCUGCGGCGCCGAAUGGAGCGAAGGAGCCGUUUGCUGCAACAUGGAGCAGGUACAAGCCUUGAAGAAGGAAAUGGGUACUCCGAAGACCCUCAUCGGGUCUUGCCCGGCCUGCAAGCACAACUUCUUCAACAUGUUUUGCAAGUUCACGUGCUCUCCCGAUCAAUCGACCUUUAUCAACGUCACCGAUGCCGCGUCGAAGAACGGAAAGCUGCUCGUCACGGAGCUCGACCAGUUGAUUUCUGAAGAGUACGGCUCGGGCCUCUACAACAGCUGCAAGGAGGUCAAGUUCGGAGGCGCCAACAGCAGGGCCAUGGACCUGAUUGGUGGUGGAGCCAAGAAUUACCACGACAUGCUCAAAUUCCUCGGCGACAAGAAGCCCUUUGUUGGCUCGCCCUUCCAGAUCAACUUUCCGGAAGAAUACGACCAGCCUGGGAUGCAACCGCUGGAGAUGAAGCCCAAGAAAUGCAACGACGAGGACCCGGCCUAUAGAUGCGUUUGCGUUGACUGUCCCGAGGUGUGCCCGACGUUGCCUGAUGUCAAGGAGGCUGGAUCCUGUAGGGUGGGAAAGCUGCCGUGCCUGUCAUUCGCGUCCAUAUUCACGUAUAGCGUUCUGCUCGUGGCCCUCCUAACCGCUGUUUUUGGCCACAUCUUCUGGUUCAGAUAUCUGAAGCGCCGCGUUGAAAGGACUCGCCUGCUUCACGAAGCAUCUCACAGUGACGAUGAAGACGAGGGAGGCCCUAUCCUUACUGACGCCAUGCGGGAUCAACCAACGAAGCGAUACUGGCUCAACGACAAGUGCGACAAGGCCUUUCGUCACUUGGGAAACACUGCCGCAAGGUUCCCCGCUCUAACCAUAGGCAUCAGCCUGGUGGUUGUUGCUGUACUGAGUGCCGGCUGGAUUCGGUUCGAUAUAGAGCAGGACCCUGCCCGACUCUGGGUCAGCCCGUCUUCGGCUGCCGCGCAAGAAAAGGAGUACUUUGACUCCAACUUUGGCCCAUUCUUCCGAGCCGAAAAGAUCUUCCUGGUCAACGAUACCGAUUCUUCUGAUUCUAGCCCCGUUCUUAGCUACGAGACCUUGAAAUGGUGGAAGGAUGUCGAGAAGAGCGUUGAGAGUCUCAAGGGCCCUACAUAUGCAAGCUCGCUCGACGACGUUUGCUUCAAGCCCACUGGAGAUGCCUGUGUCGUACAAUCUGUUACGCAAUACUGGUACUCAAAGGGAGGAGACAUCGACCCCAAGUACUGGAAGGAUGACCUGCGCAGCUGCGCAAAGUCUCCCGUGGACUGCCGACCUGCAUUUGGACAGCCUAUUGAACCUACCAUGAUCCUGGGCGGCUACGACGAUGACGUUGCCGACUCUCAAGCGAUGACUGUCACCUGGGUAGUCAACAAUGCCCCCGAAAAAUCCGAUGAGCUUCUUCGCGCCAUUGACUGGGAAAACGCACUACGCGAUCGACUCCUUGAGGUUCAGGAAGAAGCCAAGAGUCGCGGCCUCCGGCUGUCCUUUACCACCGAGAUUAGUCUGGAGCAGGAGCUCAACAAGUCGACAAACACGGAUGCCAAGAUCGUCGUUGUAAGCUACAUUGUCAUGUUCAUCUACGCGUGCUUGGCCCUCGGCACACCUCUGAAGCACCUGUUUGGAAACCCUGCGCUGCUGCUCGUCGAGUCGAAAGUCACCCUGGGCCUUGCCGGCAUCCUCAUUGUCCUCAUGUCCAUCUCGGCGUCGAUUGGUUUCUUUUCCUGGGUUGGACUCAAGGCGACUCUCAUCAUCGUCGAGGUGAUUCCUUUCAUCGUCUUGGCUGUGGGCGUGGACAACAUUUUCCUCAUUGUUCACGAACUCGAAAGAGUCAACGUCAACUUCCCGGAUCAGAUGGUGGAGGAGAGAGUGGCUCGGGCUCUGGGCCGCAUGGGACCCUCCAUCCUCUUCUCGGCUUUGACCGAGACCUUUGCGUUUGCUCUUGGAUCUGCUGUCGGCAUGCCUGCUGUCCGCAACUUUGCUGCGUACGCUGCUGGAGCGGUUCUUAUCAACGCGGUUCUUCAGAUGACCAUGUUUGUAUCCUUCCUGGCACUGAACCAAAUGCGAGUGGAGGACCACCGAUGCGAACUCUGGCCGUGGUGGCAGGUCAAGAAGGCAAGGAUCAGUCUCAACGGCAGCAAUGGCUUUGCCCCCGCAACCGGAAGAGUGUCCGAUGCCGACGAAGAAAGCUACCUGCAGAUUUUCAUCAGAAACACAUAUGCGCCUGGCCUUUUGCGAAGGCAGACCAAAGUCGCCGUCGUCGCCAUCUUCCUAGGCCUCCUAUCGGCCGCCAUCGCUUUGCUACCGGGCAUCCAGCUAGGGCUAGACCAGCGCGUCGCCAUUCCCGACGGCUCCUACUUGAUCCCGUAUUUCAAUGACCUCUACGACUAUCUCGAGACCGGGCCUCCAGUGUACUUUGUCACCCGUGGGGUCGAUGCGUCUCAACGCCCACAGCAGCAGGCACUCUGCUCGAGGUUCACCACGUGCCAGCCCUUCUCGCUGACCAACACGCUGGAGCUCGAGAGGCAGCGCUCUGACAUUUCGUACAUCAUGUCUCCGACGGCAAGCUGGAUCGACGACUUCUUCCUGUGGCUGAAUCCCAUCUAUGACCAGUGUUGCAUUGAGCAUGGCUCAACCUGCUUUGCCGACCGCCAGCCGGCCUGGAACACGUCGCUGUAUGGAAUGCCUGAGAAUGACGAGUUCGUCCACUACCUCAACAAGUUCCUCGCCGCAAAGACGGAUGACGUCUGCCCGCUGGGCGGCCAAGCCUCCUACGGAGACGCAGUCGUCUUGGACAAGGAAUCUGCCCACGUCAAGGCCAGCCACUUCAGGACCGCGCAUACUCGGCUUCGCAGCCAAGACGACUUUAUCAAGGCCUAUUCCUCUGCGCGCCGCAUAGCCUCUGAUAUAACAAAGGCAACCGGGGCGGAUGUUUUCCCCUACAGCGUGUUCUACAUCUUCUUUGACCAAUACCUGAGCAUCAUCCAACUGACGGCUGGCCUCUUGGGCGCUGCCGUCGGCGCCAUCUUCAUCAUUGCAUCGUUUCUCCUGGGCUCCGUUCGCACGUCAGCUAUUGUGACUCUGACGGUCGUGAUGAGCGUCAUUGACAUCAUGGGCGCGAUGGUGGUGUUCAACGUGUCCUUGAACGCCGUUUCCCUAGUGAAUCUCAUCAUCUGCGUUGGCAUCUCGGUUGAGUUUUGUGCGCACAUCGCCCGAGCCUUCAUGUUUCCCUCACGAACGGUCAUGGAGAACAGCUUCAACGUCAACGGGCGAGAUGCCCGUGCUUGGACAGCACUGGUUAACGUCGGCGGAUCCGUAUUUUCGGGCAUCACAGUUACCAAGCUGCUGGGUGUCAGCGUUCUUGCCUUUACGCGGUCCAAGAUUUUCGAGAUCUACUACUUCCGCGUGUGGCUGGCCCUCGUCGUCUUUGCUGCCCUCCAUGCCCUGGUAUUCCUGCCAGUUGCACUGAGCCUCGGCGGCGGCGAAGGCUACGUCGACCCCGAAAGCGAGGGCACGGCAGCACAGGACCUGACCGACAGACGAUGGCGAGCGAUUCGAAUCCACGACAACAGCGACUCUGACGAUGAUUACUAG
Trichoderma reesei QM6a is the source of this 3824-nucleotide messenger RNA. RefSeq lists its product as uncharacterized. The record is from RefSeq and is a predicted model, not a curated record. NCBI's taxonomy places the organism in Eukaryota, Fungi, Ascomycota, Sordariomycetes, Hypocreales, Hypocreaceae. Gene Ontology annotation, cellular component: membrane. Bases 6 to 3824 code for a protein of 1272 amino acids. The transcript is spliced from 2 exons.